UUCGACUGGAGAGAUCUAUGAAAACCGCAAGUUUCGUAAUGGCUUUGAAGAUUUGCAUCGCGCUAGUAUUGCUGGCAACCUCGUUCGCUGCGCCUACGUCAUACGUUCCGCCGGAGGCCAGAACGAACAUCAUAGUUGGCAGUUCUUUGACUGGGCCGCGAACGUUCGACGAACCUGGAGCUUCGGCUGGCGCUCCUGCGCUUCCAGCUCCCUCGUCGCCAGGUUCUGAUGGCAAUCGUCAACAAGUCUUCCAAGACGCUAGCCUCUUUACGCCUAACAAUCCUGUAGAUGUGCGCAGCAAUCGUGAAGAAACUGCUCAGAGCGGUGGUAGAUUUCAACAGUUCACUGCGCCAAGUUCUCCCGUACGCGCAUCUAGUGAUCGCGCUCAAAACCUAGUUCCCGAUUCUUCAAGAUUAGGAGUUCAGCCGCUCAACUUUGGAACUUCAUCUUCCGGCACCUCUGAUGUGGCAGAAGUUUCUGGUGCAAGACGUGGGGUAAACUUGGGUGGGCUAGUGUCUCCUUACGAAAACCACGUCUUCCCAAGAUCUGGCCCUGUGGCUAUUACUGAGACUGUGAUUGUUCAGGUUACGAAGACCCAUACUCUCCGCGUUCCUGUGACCUCCGAUGUUUGGGUUACUUCAGUCACUCAAGUCAUAGUACCCGUCACACAGUACUCGACUGAGCGUCGCUAUGUCCCUGGUGUUGCUGGGACUGUAACUUCAGUAAUCAGAAUAACGAAGACGCCUGUCUCAGUUGUUACGAGGACGGAAGAAAUUUUCCCCACCAAAACGAUGUUGUCGGUCUUCACUCGGUUCAACACAGUGACAAGGAGCGUAGAGUUCUGGCAGCCAAUCGUCCAUGUCGCCACAAACUACGAGGUGCUGACAGUGCCGGUGCUUCAGACGCAGACUCUCCUCCAGAGAGUCUUCACAACGGUCACCGCCACCCGCACCAUAGACGUGACCUCUACAAGAUCCCUCGUUAUUCCCAGGGCUGGUCCCGUGCAACUACCUCGACGUUAUGGCUACGCGUUCUAGACUAGAACAAUGUAGCUUUGUGAACGGUAGAUACGAAUAAAAUGUCUAGAUUGUAAACUGACGACUCGGUUUUCCCCAAUAAAGUCGGCAAUCUGUU
Messenger RNA from Hyalella azteca, 1134 nucleotides. RefSeq lists its product as uncharacterized. The transcript has 5 exons. Lineage: Eukaryota; Metazoa; Arthropoda; Malacostraca; Amphipoda; Hyalellidae. The coding region runs from base 18 to 1037 and encodes 339 amino acids. The record is from RefSeq and is a predicted model, not a curated record.